GUAUAUAAGUUCAAAGUUGUUCUAUGUUGAGACUUGAGUUCCAAAAAAACUUAUUCUAUUGGAUUAAAUAUUUAAUCAUAACUUAUUACAUAUUUUCAUUACAUAGUUUCAAUUAUGAUUUAGAUUUUCAUUCACAGUGUGACACAGAUAACCUAUUAAUUCUAUUUGGUACAUCAUACCUAAACUUAAUAAAAUUAUAUUUAUUCUUUAUACGAAUAUCUAAUAAUAUAAAGACCAUGGAAAAUAGUGAUAACGAACAGCUCUCUGAUAUUGACGAUGAUGAAAGGACUGCUAUUAAGGAAGAGUUAUCAACCAUGUCCUUUGAAGAUCUCCAGAAGUUAAAAGAGAAGGUUGGUGCUAAAGUUUAUAAAGAGGUUGUAUUUGGCACAAGUAAUGUUGAAAUAAAGCCUAAGGUGUUUAAAAGGGAGAAUAAAAAUAGACCAAGGGAAGUGAGUUCCAAAAGACCAGUAAAAAUGCAUCUUGAUAUUGGCUCUGUGAAAAAGAUAGAGGCCCGUGAUCCAAGGUUUGACCCAUUAUGUGGAACUUUUGAUAAGAAACAAUUUUCUCAAGACUAUGGUUUCCUAUCAGAUAUGCAAGUUAAUGAUAUGAAAGCUAUAAAGGCAGAAUUAAAACUAACCACAGAUCCUGAAAAACAAAUGCAGUUGAAGCGUCUGUUACAAAGGCUAAAGGAUAAGAUAAGAUCUAACAAGAAUGAUAGGAAAGAGAAAGAAAGAAGAAGUAAAGAGGCACAGCAAGUAGAAGAACAGUUUAAGCAAGGGCAACAACCACACUUUAAAAAGAAAUCGGAAAUGCGGGUUGAAUCACUAGUAAAGCAAUAUGAAGAAUUAAAGAAGGAAGGUUCUAGCCGAAUACAGAGGCAUCUUAAGCGAAGACAACAGAAGAUCAAGAAGAAAUCAUUCAAAACUCCAAUUGGUGUUGAUUAAUGCAUUUUAUGUGAAUACAAGUUUAUAAUGUU
Molecule: messenger RNA, 976 nt
Organism: Pieris napi
Lineage: Eukaryota; Metazoa; Arthropoda; Insecta; Lepidoptera; Pieridae
Product: ribosomal RNA processing protein 36 homolog
Exons: 4
Coding region: 24-944 (306 amino acids)
Biological process (GO): maturation of SSU-rRNA from tricistronic rRNA transcript (SSU-rRNA, 5.8S rRNA, LSU-rRNA)
Cellular component (GO): 90S preribosome; nucleolus
Source: RefSeq, a predicted model, not a curated record